Messenger RNA from Esox lucius (northern pike), 1881 nucleotides. RefSeq names its product probable G-protein coupled receptor 34. The transcript has 2 exons. The record is from RefSeq and is a predicted model, not a curated record. Lineage: Eukaryota; Metazoa; Chordata; Actinopteri; Esociformes; Esocidae. Gene Ontology annotation, cellular component: membrane. Gene Ontology annotation, molecular function: G protein-coupled purinergic nucleotide receptor activity. The coding region runs from base 396 to 1640 and encodes 414 amino acids. Gene Ontology annotation, biological process: G protein-coupled receptor signaling pathway.
CAGAAGGGAGGAGUGGUGAACAUCUCACAGAGAGACAGACCAGAGUGAGUGAGCGAGAGAGAGAGAGAGAAAAGUGACAGUGAGAAACAAGCUCAGACAAUACAGACAUCUGGACCAGAGGGGGGAAGAGAGACAAGAUAGCCGGGAGAAGCCAACACAGUGACAGACACAUCAGAGCAGAAAAGAGGGAGAAAGAACUAGAUGGUGGAAUUGAGAAGGAAAGAGAGCAGGACCAGACACACACACACGGCCUGGACAAGGAAACACUAGAAGAAGUCUAACUGGAGCGUGGAGGACAUGCAGGGUAUCCAGACGGCAAGCGUGAUCCUCUCCUAACCCAAACAGCAGAGAAAAACCUCUGAAGCGUUCCUAAAGACACGCCCGGCUUGGACGCCAUGGACAUGUUUCAGCCCUCCUUCCACGGCCCCUCCCCCGACCCCGCCUCUUUCCCCCACUCCACGUUCUCCACCUCUCCGACGCCCGUUCCCAACGUCACAUAUCCCUCCUCCACCUCCAGUUCCUUCCUCCUCUCCUCCGCCUCCACCCCCAACCAGACCUGUGACCAAUACGAGGACGCCCUGCGCCUCCCCCUGGCCAUCAUCUACACCCUCUUCUUCCUCCUGGGCCUGGUGGGCAACCUCCUGGCCCUGUGGGUCUUCCUCUUCCUCCACUCCAGGCGCAACUCUGUGCGGGUGUUCCUCAUUAAUGUGGCUGUGGCCGACCUGGUCCUCCUGGGGUGCCUUCCCUUCCGGGUCCUCUACCACGUCAAUGGUAACCGCUGGGUUCUAGGCCGGCUGGCCUGCAAAGUGGUGGGCAACCUCUUCUACAUGAACAUGUACAUCAGCAUCACCCUGCUGGGCUUCAUUAGCCUGGACCGCUACGUGAAGCUGAGGGCCCGCGGCGGAGCCGAGAGGGGCCUGGCCAAGUGGAUGAGGGGCGGCGGGUGGAGCUGGGCCGCGUGCGCCGUGGUCUGGGGCCUGUCCCUGUCGGCGGUCACGCCCAUGAUCAUCAUGGCGGAGGGGAACGAGGAAGCCGGGAAGUGUUUCCAGUACAAGCAGCGGACCGGGGCCAAGUGGAAGGCUUAUUUCAACAUGGGCAUGGUGAUGCUGUUCUGGGCCGUGUUCUGCUUGCUGGUGGUGAGCUACGGGAAGAUAGCCACGCGUCUCCUCAAGGUCUCCAGGGACAAACCGGACCUUCCCAAUGCCAGGCGCUACGACCGCACGGCCCAAAAAUCCUUCUUUGUCCUCUUCCUGUUCACCAUCUGCUUUGGGCCGUACCACGCUUUCCGUCCCGUCUACAUCCUCUCCCAGCUCGGCCAGCCGCCGUCCUGCCAGUACCUGCGCCUGGUGGACCAGACCAACGAGGUGAUGUUGCUGUUCUCCGCCUUCAACUCCGUCCUAGACCCCGUGAUGUACUUCCUGCUGUCCGGUUCGGUCCGCAAGGCCACCUUCAAAGCCCUCGGUCAGACCCUUGCUGUCCGGCUCAACUUGCACAACGACGGGACGUCCAACAGCUCAGUGACGGAGAUCAGACAGCCCACUCUGUCUGUCACCAAUCCUAAAUCCACUUUUAACUCCUCCCACACACCCAGCCUCUCUCUAAGAAAUCCCAUUCUACACUCUGUCACGCAGCACAGCUAAGGCCCAACUGACUUCAUAAAUACACAUGUAUUCAGACAUUUUUAGAUGGACUUGGGGAGGGGGGGGGUUCACGCAUUUUAACAUCUCCCAUAUAACGUCCGCUAUUAUGUAAAUCAACAUUAUGUCCUGAAUCAGCAUGAGGAAAGUGUCUGAUUUCAGAGACUUUUGUUGCCUAAUAUUGUUGUGAUGAAGUACUGCUACUUGAUUUAAUGAAGAAAAUAAAUGUGUGUUCUAAAGCUUG